AUAGUCCCCAAGAUGCUGGUGAGCAUCCAGACAGAGAACAAGGCCAUUUCCUACAUGAGCUGCCUCACUCAGAAUACACACCAGCUGCAUGGACGCAGAAAACCACACAGCAGUGUCCGAAUUCCUCCUCCUGGGUCUCUUGGAUGAUCCUAAACUGCAGCCCCUCUUCUGUGGAGUGUUUCUGUCCAUGUACCUGGUCACUGUGCUGGGAAACCUGCUCAUCAUGCUGGCCAUCAGCUCUGACUCCCGCCUCCACACCCCCAUGUACUUCUUCUUGUCCAACCUGUCCUUUGUUGACAUCUGCUUCACCUCCACCACCGUCCCAAAGAUGCUGGUGAACAUCCAGGCACAGAGCAAAGCCAUCUCCUACAUUGGGUGCCUCACUCAGGUGUAUUUUUUUACAGUUUUUGCUGGAAUGGACAACUUUCUCCUGACCCUGAUGGCCUAUGACCGGUAUGUGGCCAUCUGCCACCCCCUGCACUACACAGUCAUCAUGAACCCCCGGCUCUGUGGCUCCCUGGUUCUGAUGUCUUGGUUCAUAAUUUUCUGGGUCUCCCUGGUUCAUAUUCUACUAAUGAGGUGGCUAACCUUCAGUAUAGACACUGAAAUUCCACAUUUUUUCUGUGAACUGGCUCAGAUUCUCAAGGUGGCCUGCUCUGACACACUCAUCAAUAACAUCUUCUUGUAUGUGACUACUUCUCUACUGGGUGUGUUUCCUCUCACUGGGAUUCUCUUUUCUUACUGUAAGAUUGUCUCCUCUUUAAUGAGAAUGUCCUCUGCAGUGGGAAAAUAUAAAGCAUUUUCCACCUGUGGGUCUCACCUCUCCGUGGUCUCCUUGUUCUAUGGGACAGGCCUGGGGGUCUACCUCAGCUCUGCUCUGACCCAUUCUACCCUACAAAACUCAGUUGCCUCAGUUGUGUACACUGUGGUCACCCCCAUGCUGAACCCCUUCAUCUACAGCCUGAGGAACAAGGAUGUGAAGGGGGCGUUGGGAAGGCUCCUCAACCGAGCAGCUUCUUGUCCAUGAUGGAUCACUGGCCUCAGAACUAAGUGUACACUGUGGGCCCCAAAGGUGAAUGUUGCUAAUUUAAGUAUGCGGUUCCUUUUCUCCCAUAAAAGACAGGCUUGAUUUCUUCUAUUUCCACAUAUCAUUUCUCUUUGUUUGUAUUUGUAUUUGUUUCUUCUCAGCUACUUCCUCUGAAAUUCCUUUUUGACUUUUCUUCCCUAGAUGCUGUCCACAGUGUUCCAUGUUUGGCCAGCGUUCUUGAGCUAUUGUUAAGGUUUGUAACUUUAAAUUUAAAGCACUUAUCGUAUCAAGUGCUGAUUUAGUUUCCCAAAAUGUUGUCCUCAUACCUUCCUCAUCUUCACCUUAAUUUUGUUGUAUGCUUAUUUUUUUCCAGAAGAGUGGAAUAAAAAUCAUACAGUAAUCAGAAGAAAGUGUUUAAAAUAUCAGGACUCUACUUGUUUCUUCUCAUGAGUGACUUAAUUUCAUCUUAAAAACAUUUAUUUGAGAUAUUUCCUCUCAUUCACUUCACUUUUCAAAAGAAGAGGCUGAGAUUGAGUUGGACUAUAGCCAAGCAAGCUGAAUUUGCUCUCCUACCUUUCACAAGAACAGUGAUGUGAUUUUCAGCUUCAAUCUAGAUUUGAAAGAUGGUUCCUUCAGAUGACCUACAGGAAUUUACUCCCUCAGAAACUGAGAUGUGUCAUGCUUUGUGAUCCUUUCCCCAUCCAUCUUCCUUCCUUUCCUUUUUAAUUUCACAUACAUUUCCCGUUAUUGCAAUUUUGAGAUAUACCCGCUAAGAUUCAAAACCAUGUAAUAAUGAAUACAGUAGAAUAAGACUUCUUUUCUCACAUUAUUUAAUUUUUUUCUGGAACUCUGUGGUGGUACAUCAAGAAUAAUGGUGACACAUUUGUGGAACAUGUUUAGAACUUAAUUCACUUUGGGGGAAGCAGUAAUCAAAAACCUCCCAACAAACGAAAGUCCUAGUCCAACUGACUUCACAGGUGAAUUUUACCAAACAUUCAAAGAAGAACUAACACCUAUCUUUUUCAAACUAUUCCAAAAGAUGCAAGAAGAGGGAAGGUUUUCAAGCUCAUUUUAUGAAAUGAACAUUAUCUUAAUUCCAAAACCAGAUAAAGACAA
Messenger RNA from Miniopterus natalensis, 2143 nucleotides. Lineage: Eukaryota; Metazoa; Chordata; Mammalia; Chiroptera; Miniopteridae. The record is from RefSeq and is a predicted model, not a curated record.